Molecule: messenger RNA, 1839 nt
Organism: Sparassis crispa
Lineage: Eukaryota; Fungi; Basidiomycota; Agaricomycetes; Polyporales; Sparassidaceae
Product: Putative phosphatidate
Exons: 7
Coding region: 1-1839 (612 amino acids)
Cellular component (GO): endoplasmic reticulum membrane
Molecular function (GO): phosphatidate cytidylyltransferase activity
Source: RefSeq, a predicted model, not a curated record
AUGAGCUCUACGGCGCGCACAAAUUCAAGACCAUCAUGGGUCUCCAAAACCACGUUUGAAGCAUUGGGCGUAGAAUCGGGCGAAGAGAGCGAGGAGGAAGUCCGGGAAGAGCCCACGCCGCAAACUUCACCUCCAGAAAGUUCGUCAGAGUCGGCUAAGCCCUCCAAAAGCGCAAUCAAGAAGGCAAAGGCUGUAGCACGUGCUGAGCAGCGAAAGGCAGAACGGGCAGCGCGGAGAGAAAAGGCGACGGAGGUGGCAGCAAGAGCCGCAUCACCCGUUGAAAGCGUUGGACCUGCGGAGAGUACCUCCCAAGAGGAAGACGUUCCUGCGGCCGAUGACGAAGUGUCACGUCCACCUAUAGAGAAGCUCGCAAAAGUGGAGGAUCAGCCACCUCCUGCCUCCCAUGCAGUAAACGGUGUUGCCCAUGUUGUCACUAAUGAUGUGCCACAUCCGACACAAGUCGUAUACUCGGUGCCACCUCCGCCAGUUCCACCACCAUCCGACCAAUUACCGUCGAACGGACAUCCUGCAACGCACGAGGAUGCGAGUGCGGGGGUGCACCUUUCGUCUACCAGCGAGGUCUCCAAAGCAUCCAGCCAUGAUCUGUCAGGCGCGCCUGAAAAGCCAGCAGAAGACGCUGAGCAGGUCAAGAAACGCCAGAAUGUGUUGACGCGCACAUUGUGGACGUUCAUCAUGAUCGGCGGUUUUCUUACACUACUGCUGAUGGGUCAUGUGUAUAUGAUUGUUCUCGUGAUGCUAUGCCAAACCCUCGUUUAUCGCGAGGUGACAGCACUGUUCUCAUUGAAGAAGAUUGACUCAGGGAAAGCAGGAGAACUGAGGGGACGAGAUCCUUGGAGCAAGAUCUUGAACUGGUAUUUCUUCGCUGUAACCAACUACUUCUUGUAUGGCGAAAGUAUCAUAUACUAUUUCAAGCACGUCGUGUUUGCGGAUGCGAACAUGACGCUUUUCGCGACGAACCACCGGAUGGUCAGUUUCACCCUCUACACCAUCGGCUUCAUGGGCUUUGUCAUGUCCCUGAAGAGGGGAUACCUGAAACAGCAAUUCGGUUUGUUCUGCUGGGUGCACAUGACGCUGCUCCUCAUCGUGGUGUCGAGUCACUUUAUCGUGAACAACAUUCUUGAAGGCAUGAUUUGGUUCUGGGUUCCCGCCUCUCUCGUCAUUUGCAACGAUGUUUUCGCCUACGUUUGGGGGGUCACCUGCGGUAGAACCCCUCUGAUCAAGCUUUCGCCCAAGAAGACCGUCGAGGGCUUCGUGGGUGCUUUUUUUAGCACGGUCAUUUUCGGAAUACUUUGGGGCACGUACUUCAUGCGUUUUGACUACAUGAUUUGCCCCGUGCAUGACCUGGGCGUCAGCGCGUUCAGCCAGACAAUACAUUGCACUCCGAACCCGGUGUUCGUGUACAGGAACUGGAAGAUGUGGGCUCCGCUGAGGGUAUUUUUGACUACGUUGCUCGGACGCUCGGUGACGACCAUCCCGUACGCGCCGUAUCAGUGCCACCUGCUCUUCAUGUCGUGCUUCGCCUCGCUCGUCGCGCCGUUCGGCGGAUUCUUCGCGUCCGGCUUCAAACGUGCCUUCAACAUCAAGGACUUCGGACAUAGCAUUCCAGGUCACGGAGGGAUGACUGACCGCAUGGAUUGCCAGUUCCUGAUGGGGGUGUUCACUUAUGUGUACUACAGCAGCCUCAUCCGGGAGCACCACGUCACCGUCGGCUCGCUGCUGCAGAUGAUCGUGAGCGGGCUGACGGUGAGUGAGCAGUUGGAGCUCAUGGGCGACCUCAAGAAGUACCUGGAGGGACAAGGGAUCGCCUUGAACCUCUGA